Molecule: messenger RNA, 1613 nt
Organism: Pipistrellus kuhlii (Kuhl's pipistrelle)
Lineage: Eukaryota; Metazoa; Chordata; Mammalia; Chiroptera; Vespertilionidae
Gene: SUMF2
Product: sulfatase modifying factor 2
Exons: 9
Coding region: 89-1015 (308 amino acids)
Cellular component (GO): endoplasmic reticulum
Source: RefSeq, a predicted model, not a curated record
CUAGGGGGCAGUGUGGGCCGGGACGUAGUGCGUGUGCAGCGCAUGCGCAGCAGAGUCAUGGUGUGUGCUCAGUUCCUGGUGCGGUGCUAUGAGGUCCUCACUGCUGCUGCUGUCCCUGCUGUCGCUCCUGUCCGGCCCGUGGAUCGAGCUAGGGAAUGGCCAGGUGACAGGCAUGGUUCAGCUACCAGGCGGGAGAUUCCAGAUGGGAACCAAUUCACCAGAUGGCAGAGAUGGUGAAGGACCUGUCCGGGAGGUGACAGUAAAACCUUUUGCCAUCGACAUAUUUCCUGUCACCAACAAAGAUUUCAGGGAGUUCGUCAGGGAGAAAAAGUACCGGACAGAGGCCGAGGCAUUUGGGUGGAGCUUUGUCUUUGAGGACUUUGUCUCUGAGGAGCUUAGAAGCAAAGCGACUCAGCAGAUGAAGCCUGUUCUCUGGUGGCUUCCAGUGGAAAGGGCGUUCUGGAGGCAGCCUGCAGGUCCCGGCUCCGGCAUCCGAGAGAGACUGGAGCUCCCCGUGGUACACGUAAGCUGGAAUGACGCGCGGGCCUACUGUGCGUGGCAGGGGAAGCGGCUGCCCACCGAGGAAGAGUGGGAGUUUGCUGCCCGAGGGGGCUUACAGGUGCUGUCUCCUUGCCCUCCCGCAGGCCAGGCUUAUCCCUGGGGAAACAAGUUCCAGCCAAACCGCACCAACCUGUGGCAGGGGAAGUUCCCCAAGGGUGACAAGGCUGAGGACGGCUUCCACGGGGUCUCCCCAGUGAACGCGUUCCCCCCGCAGAAUAACUACGGCCUCUACGACCUCGUGGGCAACGUGUGGGAGUGGACAGCGUCACCGUACCAGGGCGCAAGCCAGGAUAUGCGUGUCCUCCGGGGGGCAUCCUGGAUCGACACGUCCGACGGCUCUGCCAACCACCGGGCCCGGGUCACCACCAGGAUGGGCAACACUCCAGAUUCAGCGUCUGACAACCUGGGCUUCCGCUGUGCUUCCGACAUAGGCCGACUGCCUGGGGAGCUGUGAGCACCCACACGCAGCCAAGAAGAGUGCCCCAUGGUGUCCAUGCCACUCGCUGGCCACCUUUCAAACAGCCAAGGUCUUCAACGUCCACCUUCCCCUCCUCCACCCCUUGACAGGCACCUCUCACCUGGUGGGCAGGUGGGCAGGUGGGCGGGAGAGGCCUCUCCCCUCAGGGGAGACCACGUGUCUUGGAGAAGGGCCCCAGCUCACUGACUGUGGCUGGGAGCGGGGUGUUUUUAAUUAGAGGUCAAAGAUCACCCGUACCAUUGGGGCAGAGCCCUCUUCAAGGCAGUUUGUUAAAGCCAUUUUAAGUCUGCUCCCUCCCCCUUUCUCGAUGCCUGAUUCGGGGACCUGACAUCGUCUCUCAGGGCAGAAUUUCCCCAGUUCUCUGUUUGCCCAGCAAAUUGCUGUGGAAGGGAAAGGCUUCCUGCAUUCGUGGAGUGUUUCUGAGUGCCUCUGAAGGAACUUGGUUUCCGCUCUCUGUAUGUGAAAUGGAGAAGCGUGGGCUCUUUAACGCGCAGUCCAGUCCUCACAGGGCAUUUGCCAGGCCAAACCGUGCCUCCUGCGAGUCACAAAGUAAAUGAUGCUCCACAAAGACAAA